AUCCAUUUCCUCUGAUUUCCUUACACCACCAACACAAUAUUCUGGUCAGAACAGACGAUUAGCAGGCACCUCCAUUGCUUUCUCGUCCUAGUAUGGCGCAGAAAUCUUCACACACUCCCGUAGGGGAGACUGCCACACACGUUGUCCCCUAUCCCGCAGCAAAGCUCCCAUCAGAGGGCGGAAGUGGCCAUGAUGCCCACCAGCUAGAGGAAGGCCAUGUUCCUAUGCCUGAAGAGAUCCAAUACGACACCGCCAGGGUCGAGAAGAUCUACCGCAAGCUCGACUUUCGAAUCAUCCCCGCCUUCUGGGUCCUUUACUUCCUCUGCUCCGCCAUCCGUUCCAACAUCGGCAUCGCCCAGACCAUGAAUAAAAACGUCCACCACGACCUCGUCUCCGUCCUCGGCCUGACCCCGAGAGACCUGUCCACGGCCCUCGCCCUCUUCUACGUCGCCUACGUCCUCUUCGAUCUGCCCUCAAACCUGAUCAUGAGCCGACUUUCUCCCCGCGCCUGGAUGGCUAGAAUCGUCUUCGCCGUGGGCAUCAUCGGUUGUUGCUUCACGGCCGUCAAAGCCCCCUGGAGCGUCAAAUUCCUCCGCUUCCUGCUCGGCUUCGUAAUUGCCGGCAUGUGGCCUGGCAUGUCCUACUACCUGACGCUCUUCUACCCGCCCAGCCGUACCGGCAAGAGAAUCGGCAUGUACUUCACCGCGGCGCAGUUGUCCGCGGCCGUGGUCGGCCUGGUGUCGGCCGGGUUCCAGGAGAUGGAUGGCCUAAGGGGAUUGACAGGCUUUCAGUGGAUGUUCCUCGUCUAUGGGCUGCUGGGCAUCAUGUUGGGCAUUGCUCUGCUUUUCUGGUUGCCGGACCGGCCUUUGGCUCCGGGCGAGAAGAGGGUCAGACACAAGUAUUUGAGGUGGUUGCCGACGAGCCCCGAGGCGUUGACGGGCGAGGACGCCUUGAUUCAUUACCAGGAUCUCAAGAGGGUGUAUCACUCCAGACCUUGGAACAUGAAGGAUCUGUGGUAUGUCUUGAUUGACUGGCGUAUGUGGCCCUUGGUGCUCAUGUACUUUGGAGUCGUGGGUGUUGGUAUUGGCACGCAGUUGUAUGGGAGCGUCAUCAUUGCUUCCAUCAACCCGAACUUCAGCGGCAUCACGGUUAGCUUGUUGUUUGCGCCUAUUUGGAUGAUGGACUUCCUCGCUAUCCUCAUCUCUACCCCACUCGCCGAUCGCUUCCACAAAUACCGCUGGGUCUUCUUCUGUGCCGGUUGUGUCAUCCAAAUCGUUGGCCUCAUCAUUGUUACCUUUGCCCUCUCCAAUGACUGGGCCCGUUACGGUGGCCUGCUCAUCAUCGGCUUUGGUCUCGGUCCGACCGUGCCCAACUGCAUGGCCUGGACGAACGAGAUCUUUCAGAAGCGACAUGGCGAGGUUGGUGUGGCCGCUGCCUCAGCUCUGGUCUCCGGGCUUGGAAACUUGGGUUCCAUCACUACCACGUACGCACUGUAUACCGGAUGGCCUGAAGAUGCGAAAAAGGGACCUCAUCAGUACCGCAAGAGCAACUACACCAUGAUUGGCAUUCUUGCUGUAAGCAUUGCAAGCACUAUUCUCCUGGCGGUUCUGCUCAGAAUCUUUGGCACUGAGCCCAGCCGAAGGUUUGUGGCAAACAGUGGCAGCUCUGAUGGAGAAGAAAUCAUCGACGGUGCUGCGUUGCGCGAGAGGCAGAUGCGUGGAUUUGGUGGGGUGCUGGGGAGAAAGAAGAACUAAUCUCUUCCACUGAAGAGAAUGAGGAGUUGAGCUUGCGGUCUCGUCAAACCAUCACCGCCGAACUCUCCACGGAAGCACAAAGGGUGAAGCUUUGUUGCUGCCACACACAACCACCAGAAAAGGGCUAC
Molecule: messenger RNA, 1882 nt
Organism: Neurospora hispaniola
Lineage: Eukaryota; Fungi; Ascomycota; Sordariomycetes; Sordariales; Sordariaceae
Product: major facilitator superfamily domain-containing protein
Exons: 3
Coding region: 93-1754 (553 amino acids)
Biological process (GO): biotin import across plasma membrane
Cellular component (GO): plasma membrane
Molecular function (GO): biotin transmembrane transporter activity; solute:proton symporter activity; dethiobiotin transmembrane transporter activity
Source: RefSeq, a predicted model, not a curated record